This is a messenger RNA of Hepatospora eriocheir, 852 nucleotides long. The record is from the annotation of a GenBank genome assembly. NCBI's taxonomy places the organism in Eukaryota, Fungi, Microsporidia, Hepatosporidae.
AUGAAUUUGUUAACACUUAAUAAUAUUAUUUGUUUAAAGAAUAAAAAUACUUCAAAUUUUGAUAAUGAAUUAAUUAAAAUUGAAAAUUCAUUAGAGAAAUUGCUUAAUAAUGAUUUAUCAAACUAUUGUUUUAAUAGAAAUAAUCCAUAUGAAUUUCAUAAUAAAUCUAUUAAAAUAUUUGAAAAUGAAUUUAAAAAUAUAAAACAGAAAUUUACUAUUCUAAUUAAAAAUCAUUUUAAUAAGAAAAAAGAAAAUGUUAAUUUAUUUGAUUUAGUAAUAAAAAACCAAUUUAAUAAUGAUAAAGUAUUUGAAGUUUACAAUAAGAUAGUAUUAAUUAACAUGUAUAUUUAUGAAAUUAAUUUUAUUAAUUAUAUAGAAUACUUUGUAAAAGAAUUAAAAAAUUCUUUAGAAAAAAUUUCUAUUAUUGCUAAAAAUACUGUAAAUUUACAAGAAGGUGUUUUUAAAGAUAAAAUUAGAGUUUGUGAUUUAUUGAAUUUUGAUGUUAGCUCAAUUGAAAAUAAAAUUGAAGAUUCAUUAUUGAAUGAAAUAAAAUUAAUAGUUACAUGGAUUACUAUAAAGAUUAUGUGUAAACAUUCUGGAAAAGAUCUUAAAAUUGACAUUGUAAGUGAUUUAUAUGAUGGUGAUUUUAAGUUUUCAGAUGAUGAUGAGAGUGUUAAAUAUUAUGAAAAGUUGAAAAUUUUUAAAGAAAAAUUCAUAGAAAGCAUCAUGUAUAUUGAAGCAGUUGAAACAUUAAGAGAGAUUAACAAUAAUGCUAAUUUUUAUAUCGAAUUCUUUUACUUUUUUGAAAAUAAUUCAAUGAUUUUUGAUCAUUUUUACAUUAAAGAUAAUUAA